GAGGGGAGAGCGUGUGCCGUAGGCAGGGACAAUGGAGGAAAACGAAAGCCAGAAACUUGAGCAGUGCCCGGCUCCCUCGGCAGACAGCAGGCAGAUGAGGGAGCACGCAAAGCCCAGUCUGCAUGUAACAUCAUUAGAUGAUGCCGAAUGUCUCCGAUCUAAGGAGCUCCUCACGCCUCCAAAUAAUAAUAUAUCUAACACGAAGUCCACCCGCAACAUCCCUCGAAGACAUACAGUAGGCGGCCCUCGCAGUUCCAAGGAAAUCCUGGGAAUGCAAACGUCAGAAAUGGACAGAAAGAGAGAGGCCUUUCUAGAACAUCUCAAACAGAAAUAUCCCCAUCAUGCUACAGCAAUAAUGGGACAUCAGGAAAGACUGAGAGAUCAGACGAGGAGCCCCAAGCCGUCGCCGAGCCCGCAGCCCGCGCCGGGUGACCCGGCGGAGCGUCUCUCCGAAGCGUCUGGCGACUCCCUGGAAGCCAUGUCGGAGGGCGACUCUCCAACGCCCUUCUCCCGGGGCAGCCGCACGCGCGCCAGCCUGCCCGUGGUGAGGUCAGCCAACCAAACCAAGGAGAGGUCUCUGGGUGUUUUAUAUCUCCAGUAUGGAGAUGAAACAAAGCAGCUGAGGAUGCCGAAUGAAAUCACAAGCACAGACACAAUUCGUGCCCUUUUUGUAAGUGCCUUCCCCCAGCAGCUGACAAUGAAAAUGCUGGAAUCACCUAGUGUGGCCAUUUACAUCAAGGACGAGAGCAGAAACAUAUACUAUGAAUUGUGYGAUGUGAGGAAUAUUCAAGACCGAUCUUUCCUUAAAGUUUACAACAAAGAUCCYGCACAUGCAUUUAAUCACGCCUCCAGAGCUGUUAAUGGAGACAUAAGGAUGCAGAGGGAAAUGGCCUACGCGGGCCGCGAGGGGCCCGGCGGCUCCCGGCCCGGCUCCGCCGCGCACGCCAUGCCCAGCUCGCCGCCGGCCACGCCGGUGCCGCACUCCAUGCCGCCUUCGCCGUCCCGCAUCCCCUAUGGGGGCGGCCGGCCCCUGGGGGUGCCGGGAAACGCCACCAUCCCCCGGGACCGGCUCUCCAGCCUGCCGGCCUCACGCUCCAUCUCGCCCAGCCCCAGCGCCAUCCUGGAGAGGAGGGACGUGAAGCCCGAUGAGGACAUGAGCGGCAAAAACCUCACUCUGAUCCGCAACGAGGGCCUGUAUGGAGACCCCUACCUGUUCCACGAGGGGAGGAUGAGCGUGGCAGUGCCCCACGGCGGGCACCCCCUCGAUGUCCCUGACCACGUCGUGGCCUAUCACCGCGGGGCCAUGCGGUCAUCGAGCACCUACUGCAACCCCGCCAUGCCACCCGAGAUGCUGGAGCAGUCCCUGUACAGACAGAAAUCCCGCAAGUACCCGGAGAGCCACCUGCCCACGCUGAGCUCCAAGACGCCGCCAGCAUCGCCCCACCGGGCGGCCGACGUGCGCAUGGUCGACGUGCACCCUCACCACAACGCCCACGUGGCCCCCCACACCAUGCAGCCCGACAGGUCCUCCCCCAGCCGCCAGUCCUUCAAAAAGGAGCCCGCGUACGCGGAGGCGAAAGCGCGCAGCGCCAUGGGCCUCGCGGGCAUGGCCGAGGUGGCGCCGAGUCCCACUGACAGACAGGCCUUUGGCUACGGGUCGCCGGCGCUGCCCAAGGACAAGGAGACCAGUGAGAAGAUGGUGUUGAAAAUUGUGUCCAACAAGAGCAGCAUUGACACGGCAGGUACACCACACAUGGUGGGAGGCCGUCCUGCAACGGCGCUCGGCGGCGCGGAGGUGGCGGCCGGCGCGCCGGCCCCAGCAGCCCCGGCCAUGCGGCUCGGCCUGCACGGCGUGAGGCGCAGCGUGUCCGACCUGCGCCUCCAGCUGCACCAGAUGAGGCAGCUACAGCUGCAGAAUCAGGAGAUGCUGAGGGCAAUGGUGAAGAAAGCAGAGCUGGAAAUCAAUGGCAAAAUGAUUGAAACGGUGAAGAGGCUUGAAGAUCCCGUGCAGCGACAGCGCAACCUGGUGGAGCAAGAAAGGCAGAAGUACCUCAACGAGGAGGAAAAGAUUGUAAAGAAGUUAUGUGAGCUGGAGGGAUUUGUCGAAGAGCUGAAGAAGGACUCUGCAGCCACCGGCAAGACAGUCACGCUGAAAGAUGUUGAAGAUGGAGCCUUUCUUUUGCGUCAAGUGGGGGAAGCUGUUGCCACCCUCAAAGGAGAGUUCCCAACGUUGCAGAACAAAAUGCGCGCGAUCCUGCGCAUCGAGGUGGAGGCCGUGAGGUUCCUCAAGGAAGAACCCCACAAGCUGGACAGCUUGCUGAAGCGGGUGCGCACCAUGACCGACGUCCUCACCAUGCUCAGGAGGCAUGUCACAGACGGACUGCUGAGGGGUGUGGAUCCCUCCCAAGCUGUGCAAUACUCCACCAUGGAGAAGGCCACCACAACUGAAGCUCUGAAGAACCAGGAGGAGCUCAAGCACAGCCCGGGGCACACGCAGCCAAACCUCACAGCAAUUGCAGCCGAGUCCCAAGUGUCAUCAGUCAAGUCAGAAGUCGUCCCCUUCUCCAACAUGACGGUCCAUCACGUGCAGAGCUCUCCUGUUGUCAUCCAUCAGUCACAGCACUCAUCAGCCUUGGUCAACCACAGCCAGGAUUCUCCUUCCCCAGCCAGCCCKGGUGAAGGCCCAGCAGGAAGCAGCCACUCCACAGCCUCCCCGCUGGAGCCAGCAGCAGGAAGCCAGGCCACCCAGGCCACCUCAGCCCCGCACGUCUCUGUCAAUGGUGCCACCAUGCAGAGCCUUUUCAUCGAGGAGAUUCACAGUGCGAGUACCAGAAACAGAGCCGUAUCCAUCGAGAAAGCAGAAAAGAAAUGGGAGGAGAAACGACAGAACCUUGAUCACUAUAAUGGAAAGGAGUUUGAGAAGCUCUUGGAAGAAGCCCAGGCCAAUAUAAUGAAGUCAAUUCCUAACCUGGAGAUGCCUCCCCAGACAGUCACUGUGACAAAAGGAGAUCCAGUGGAAAAGCUAGAAGUCUCGGAAGAGCUUCAUGAUGCAGAAGAGGGGAGCGACAAGCUGACCAAGUCCCCGCCGCCUCCGCCGCCGCGGCGCAGUUACCUGCCAGGGUCUGGCCUAACCACAGCGAGAUCGGGAGACGUCAUCUACGCCGUCAGGAAAGAGGCAGCUGCUGUCAAGGAAUGCAGUGAGGACACUGGGCAAACAGCACAGUCCAAAGCCCCUAAGGAGGAUCAGGCCGUGUCUCGGAGCGCRGGGCUUGCUGCAGCAUCCUCUGCAAAAGACGAAGAUGAAGAAGAAGGAGAUAAAAUAAUGGCAGAACUACAGGCUUUCCAGAAGUGCUCUUUUAUGGAUGUAAACUCAAACAGUCAUGCUGAGCAGUCCAGAAACGAUACUCAUGCUAAAGACAUAAGGCCUGGGACUUUAAUGCAUCACAAGGAAAAGAAGGGCUCGAGCGYGGCCUCGCAGACGAGCAGGAUGCCUGUGCCCAUGGCUUCGAAGAGUAGGCAAGGAAGCAUGGAGAAAGCCAGCAAGCAGCACAAGCUCCAGGACCCACGCCAGUACAGACAGGCUAAUGGAAGUGCUAAGAAAGCUGGUGGGGACUAUAAGGCUACUUCCCCUCCCCUACCUGCUUCUAAGAUCCCAGCCUUUUCUCCCACUUCUGGGAAGAGCAGCUCCGCGGCCGCUCCCAGCGGUGACAGCCCUAACCCCCUUCCCGCGCCCGCCAAAACCCCCGCUCCCGCCUCUAACCUUCUCGCUGCUCAGACAGGUCGCGCCCCCCACCCCGCCUCCCUGAUCCCCUCCGUGGCCAACGGCUCCUCCAAGUUCCCAAGCCCGGCUUUCCCUGGCAAGGGCCACCCGCCGUCCUUCUCGCUGCAGACACAAAAUGGCCGCCCGCCCCCCGCCGCCUCCUCCCUGUCCUCCGCCUGCCCCGCUGCGCUGAGCCCGCCCGGCAGGAGCGUCCGGACCAUCCACACUCCCAGCUUCACCAGCUACAAGGCCCACAACGGGAAUGCCGGCAAGUCCGCCCCAUCUGCGGCCAAGGAGCCCUCCUAAAGGCUGAGCGCGCCGCGUGCCCAAGCGCACCAGGGCUCUCGGCUGUUCCUUUCRGUUUGCUUUAUUAUUAUUUUUGGUCGUUGGUCCCAAUCACCUGCAGCCAAUAUUUUAACCAGGGAAUGUAACAGUUUUGCUGGAGGCUUAAUACUAAUCAUGUGCUCAAUACUGGAUUAAUACCCUAGG
Messenger RNA from Nothoprocta perdicaria, 4249 nucleotides. RefSeq names its product KIAA1217 ortholog. Gene Ontology annotation, cellular component: cytoplasm. Lineage: Eukaryota; Metazoa; Chordata; Aves; Tinamiformes; Tinamidae. Bases 32 to 4066 code for a protein of 1344 amino acids. The transcript is spliced from 19 exons. The record is from RefSeq and is a predicted model, not a curated record.